AUGCAUCUUCUAGCCCAAGCAAUUCUCUCUGGAGUCUUUAUUGGCGCCUCGUUAGGGGGCUCCCUCGAGGUUAUCGAUCAGGAUCGCCAAUGUGUGAUAUGGUCCAAUGAUAACCACGGAUGCACAGGUUACUCUGCAUCCUUUGCAGAGCUCAAUGGAACCGAUUGCUCAGAGCUGAACGAGGCCGUGAACGGCACACGCAAAGACUUCUCUGCUCUUAAUGUAGAGGCGUGUGGUACUGAAAACGGCAAGGAUGCUGCUUGGAUAAUGGUUGACCUGACUGGAGAAGUCACUUUCUUCAAUCAGAACGGUGACAAGUCAGGAUGUACUCUGAAUCAUGGACUCAAGGCUGGCAGCUGGUGCAAUGCGUCUGAUCCUAAGCACAUGACCACCGCCGAUUUAUCUUCCGCUUCGACUUCUUCAACUACGGCGAUGUCGGCCACCAUGUCAGACUUCAAGUCGAAAACUACAACUUUCACCUCGGCGUGUGUCUCUCCCUGA
Penicillium alfredii is the source of this 501-nucleotide messenger RNA. RefSeq lists its product as uncharacterized. NCBI's taxonomy places the organism in Eukaryota, Fungi, Ascomycota, Eurotiomycetes, Eurotiales, Aspergillaceae. The record is from RefSeq and is a predicted model, not a curated record. The transcript has 2 exons. The coding region runs from base 1 to 501 and encodes 166 amino acids.